AUGGAGACACGAUGGGAUUGUGGAGGCUUCUUCUGCAUUUACACCUCGCGAGGUCAGACAGGAGGAAAACCCACUGUUGUUAUCCCGUCCUGCUGUGUAGCGCUGUGUGUUUCCCUCCCUGCUCCUUCCAACGUCUCCAUCUCCUCCUUCAACCUGGAGCACACACUCCGCUUCCUGCCCGGCCUCGAGACCCCGCCGGACGCCCGCUUCACUGUUCACAUCCUUCGCCUCAGGAGGAAAACGUGGAGACCAGUGACGGCGUGUUUGGAGCUGAGGGCCGGACAGACGUGUGACCUGACCUACGUGUUCAAGGACCUGUCGGACCCCUGCAGGGCCCGCGUCCAAGCCUUCACUUCCACCCAGACGUCCAACUGGGCUGUUUCCGAGCGCUUCACGCCUCUGUCCGACACUGUGUUGGGACCACCUGAUGUGUCGUUGUCUGGCUGUGGGAACUGUUUGCUCCUGCACAUCACACUUCCUAUGAAGGCACCGAAGCAGCUAAAACAGCUGUAUAGGAGAGUUGUCCUCCAUGUCCGGAGGUCCAGGGAUGGUGCUCAGUUCGAUCUGAGUCUGACUUACAACGAGGAAAACAAGAUCUCCUACCUGCAGCAAGGUGUGGAGUACUGCGUGAGCGUCUCUGUGACGUCACUCACCAACUACAACUGCGUGGCGAGUCCACCUCGCUGUGCCUUCACCAGCCCCCCUCGGCCCACCAGCUCACCGCACAUCCUCCACAGCCUGCUGGCCGCGCUCUGCGCGUCGGCGUUUCUCCUCGUUGGACUGCUCGUCUGCGCCAGUCGGUUGUCCUUUAGCAUACGGAGACAAUCGCUGCAGAGAACUCUGUCACAUGUGCUCCAGUGGAGGAAGGGCAGAACGGCCCCCGCUGCAGCCUCAGAUGGGAUGUCCUCCCUGCAGCAGCACAGGGAGGACUCUGCUGACUGCCUGCUGCCGGCCCCCCCCAGCAGCUGCCCCAACGCUGUGCAAUGGCACUGA
This is a messenger RNA of Gasterosteus aculeatus aculeatus (three-spined stickleback), 993 nucleotides long. Its product is annotated as interferon alpha/beta receptor 2-like. Gene Ontology annotation, molecular function: protein binding; cytokine receptor activity. The record is from RefSeq and is a predicted model, not a curated record. Gene Ontology annotation, biological process: cytokine-mediated signaling pathway. Gene Ontology annotation, cellular component: plasma membrane. Lineage: Eukaryota; Metazoa; Chordata; Actinopteri; Perciformes; Gasterosteidae.